This is a messenger RNA of Arachis ipaensis, 1119 nucleotides long. RefSeq names its product DNA-directed RNA polymerases II and IV subunit 5A-like. Gene Ontology annotation, cellular component: RNA polymerase II, core complex; RNA polymerase I complex; RNA polymerase III complex. Gene Ontology annotation, biological process: transcription elongation by RNA polymerase I; tRNA transcription by RNA polymerase III; transcription by RNA polymerase II. NCBI's taxonomy places the organism in Eukaryota, Viridiplantae, Streptophyta, Magnoliopsida, Fabales, Fabaceae. The record is from RefSeq and is a predicted model, not a curated record. Gene Ontology annotation, molecular function: DNA binding.
AACUCACUAACCUCUAACAAACUAUGAUACUUAAGCUUAACAAACUAUUAACAGACUCAAUAACUCUCUCUCUCUCUCUCUCUCUCUCUCUCUCUCUCUCAGCAACAACAUAUACCUCUGCGCAUUCUGUGGCUUGGCUUCUCCACCGUACAGUUUAGCGUUACACACUUCUAUUUGAGGAAGAAGAAGAAGGAUGGUUCUGUCCGAAGAUGAAAUCAAGAACCUCUAUAGAAUCAGGAAGACGGUGCUGCAAAUGCUGAGGGAUAGGGGUUACCUCGUUAGUGAUCUUGAGAUCAACAAUACUAUAGAAGAGUUCAAGAAAGAAUUUGACAACUUCGUGGGAAAGGAUAGGGAAGAUCUUGUUAUCAACAAAUGCAAGAAAGACAAUCCUUCUGAGCAGAUCUAUGUCUUCUUCCCCAGCAAGCGCAAGGUUGGCGUCGGAGAAAUAAAAGCCUACACCAAGCGCAUGCACUCUCAGAAAGUUUUUAAUGCAAUCUUGGUUUGUCAAGAGAAGAUAACAGAGUUUGCCGAAAGAAGUAUCACUGAAAUUUCUUCCCAAUUUCACUGGGACGUUUUCCAGGAAAACGAACUUCUGUUCAACGUAACAGAGCACCACCUUGUCCCUGUACAUCAAGUACUCACCGAUGCAGAAAAGAACGCUUUGCUUGAGAAAUACACUGUGGAAGGGAUUCAACUACCUAAAAUCCAGGUGGAUGACCCUGUUGCAAGAUAUUACGGACUGAAGCCCGGACAAGUUGUCAAGAUAAUCAAGCCAAGCGAGACUGCAGGCAGAUAUGUUACCUACAGAUAUGUUGUAUAGGAAUUUCCUUCUACAUUUGCAGAGUUUAUAUACAGUGGUACAUUUGCACUAGGUUGUCUACUGAUAGAUACUUGUGAGAAGCAUGGACAAGAAUACAUACAUAGCAAUCUUUUUUUCUUUUUUGUAAAAAAAGAACAUAACAUACCUACAGAUAUGUUACAUGGGAAUUUCCUUCUACAUUUGCUGAGUUUAUAUGUAGUAGUACAUCUGCACUAGGUUGUAUACUGAUAGAUACUUGUGAGAAGCAUGGACAAGAAUACAUACAUAGCAAUCUUUUUUUUUUUUUUUUUGUGUAAAAA